This is a messenger RNA of Camponotus floridanus (Florida carpenter ant), 2359 nucleotides long. RefSeq names its product glycoprotein 3-alpha-L-fucosyltransferase A. The coding region runs from base 810 to 2177 and encodes 455 amino acids. The record is from RefSeq and is a predicted model, not a curated record. NCBI's taxonomy places the organism in Eukaryota, Metazoa, Arthropoda, Insecta, Hymenoptera, Formicidae. Gene Ontology annotation, cellular component: membrane. The transcript is spliced from 3 exons. Gene Ontology annotation, molecular function: alpha-(1->3)-fucosyltransferase activity; calcium ion binding.
UUUGUAAUCAAGAAAUACGAUCGAUCGUUUUAUUCCAACGACAAGCGACGCGUUUGACGUUUGGAGAUUUAGAGACGUCUAUCAGCUGAUACGACAACCGGUAGCCGGACAGUAGUAAAUGACAGUCUGGAGGACGGCGGUCACGCUUGGCUAACCAAGACAAUCGGGAUCAACGGUCAGUCGCAUGUCUACGUGUAUCCUUGUUACAUUGCGCGAGAGUGCAUCCACAACUUUCUUCAUCAUCCGCGUCAUUUCUCUUCGCGAGCUCCGUCAACAACGAUCGUUCUCCAACAGUGCAUUGAUGCUCUUCAUCGGGAGAUAACGUGAUUAUUGCAAUUGUGAUUAGUUCUUCUAAUCAACAUUGAUAUUUUACUUCUGUGCAUGAGAUUGCAACUUUCUACUUUGCAUCAUUCGAUUCCAUUUUUCAUUAAAAUCUCGAUCAGAAAUGACGAUUAAUUAAAACCCAAUAAGGGAGAUGAAGACAGUUUGGAAAAUUUGCCUGUGUAGGGAUAAAAAUCUAUAAAUAUUACAAAUAUCUUAAUCUAGAGAACCUGUUUGAUCCAAUUUAACUUUCCUUCCCAUAAAAUCACAUUUUUCCUUUUUAGAAGAUAGUUAUUUAAAAAAGAAGCAACGAACAACAAGAAAGUUUAACGCAAGGAUUUUCUGUCGAAAUCGGGAUCGUCAGGUAUCCUCGCCACUCCAUUUAUUUUGUUAACUUGAUAAGAAUCGUUGAAACGCGUACAAAAAAAGCACCAUCGGGCACGUAAUAAAGAUAGGCUCCGACUAAGUUUCUCCGCAAUUUAUCUAGAAUGCACGACGGAAUGCGUUAUGCACAAGUUUUCGCGAUUCGCACAGUUCGUCUUCAUCCUGUUUUUUUCUGUACAAUGGCUGCGAUCUGCAUAUUAUUGCUGUUUUCGGGUUUCCCUGCCGUUAACAAUAGAUACUCCGCAUUUCGGAAGAGGCAGGGAACCAUAGGAGAAACAGAGGGAGAUGGAAGAUACGCUUCAAGGCAAUCUAGUACUACGAAAAUGACGUCCUUUGAUAAACAUCUCCUAGAAAGAGGCUUCACUGCCGAGCAGACAGGCAAAAUGUCACUUCUCGGAAAAUGGUUGUUGGCGCCGGAAGGAACUCCACCACCGGGAUCCAACACCGAGAAUAGAAGCUACUUGAUUCUGAUCUGGAAACAUGGGCCAUACCUGGAACGUAGACACAUCAGGCGUUUCACCAUGAACAAAUUUUCACCAUGGGAUCGAUGUUCUGCGAGAAAUUGUACGCUGACCUACGACGAGAAGGAUUUGCACCGAGCGGACGCCGUGGUGUUUCAUUUGCACUUGACGAAGAGUCCUUCGGAGCUGCCGGUGAGAAGCCGAGCGGAUCAACGGUGGAUCUUUCUGACGGACGAGUCUCCCUUUCAGACGUUUAUGUACGGUAGACAGAAAUUAUCGGACUACGAUGGUCUGUUCAAUUGGUCCAUGUCCUAUCGAAUGGACAGCGAUGUUCCAGUUCCCUAUGGACGAACCGUACGAAUCCCUGACGAUAUUUCCAACGACGAUGUCGGACACUGGGACACCGUCAUGAGGACCAUCAAGACCAAAUUGGUCGCCGUAAUGGGCAGCAACUGCGGUGACCAUAAUGGACGAUGGUCCUAUGUGAAGACGCUGAAAUCUUUGCUUGGUAACGACCUAGACAUUUUCGGAAGAUGCCUGGAAGGCAACAGGACCGUCUGUCCAGGUCACUUUGAUCGAGACUGCGUUGUCUUGAACGCGUACAAGUUCUAUCUGUCAUUCGAAAACUCCAAUUGUCGGGAGUAUCUGACGGAGAAGGUAUUCUGGAACGCGUACAGCAAACUCGCGGUCCCGAUAAUAAUGGGAGCGUCGCGAUACGAUUGUCAGCGAUUGUUGCCGCCGCACUCCUUUCUUCACGUGGACGAUUUCGCCAGUGCGGAUGCGCUCGCCGAUUAUCUCAGGUAUCUGGACCGCGACAAUAAGCGGUACAUCAGCUAUCACGAGUGGCGCGAUCGUUACCGGCUGAUUAACGAGCACGGCUACUUCGGCAGCGCAUCCAAGCACUAUUGUCGCGUCUGCGAGGCGCUGCACUAUAACUCCAUCGCGCCAAAGGUCUACGCGAGACUCGAGGAUUUCUGGAGCAAGAAAGAUUGUACUUUAGUGAGCGUUUAGAUAUUUCACCUAACGCCAUUAAUUAUGUUUAUCUAGUCUUCGUGAAAUAUGAAUUAAUUAAACAGAUUAAUAAAUCUUCCAUCAGAAGCUUUUGAAAAGAAUUUGUGCAAUAAUAGAGGCAUUAGUUUGUCAGAUUGAAUUUUUUAUAUGCAUUUAUUAGCGACUUAUAGAGCAAAAAUAAA